AUGGCCAAAAGAAAACUGCCUGAUCCCACCCCUGAAAUUACAGAUACCCCUUCCAAGCGCCGAAAGAAAACCAUUGAACCGUCCCUCGCAAAUGGAAUUCACAAAGACGAUUCCACCUCGGUCCCGAUGAUAAGCGGCACGUCAAAGAAGAAGCAGGAAACACCCUCCAAAAACAAAGGAAGAGGUGCCAUUGGUACGGUCCUGCACGAGGAGGACAACGAUGAAGGAAGCCCGACGCCCAAAUCCAAUGGCCGGACCCUAUUAUUCUCUACUCCAAGAAAAGAGAAGAGUGUAGUGAGCACUCCCUCAAAGCCAGGAAGGGCGGAUCGAUCUGCAAAGAGAAAAAGUGCACAAGCCCUUGCCGAGGCGCAAGAUGAAGACGACUGGGAUGGGCAAAGAGCUCUGGCCAGGGAAAUCCUCGAGGACGAGGAGGCUGCGGAUCGAGAAAACGUCGAGCAGAUUGUUGAUGACGCGACCGAAGGAGACGCAGCGACCCCUGUCAAAACACCAGGAAAACGUGGCAGACCCAAAGGCGCAAAGAACAAGCGGUCACCCACUCCAGAUGGAGAUAUUGCUCCUGAAGAGCGCUACUUUUUCCAGACCCGCAGCGGUCCCCCUCAGGUCUCAGGCAAUAAAUUCGACUCGGUCAAAUUGCUCACUUACGAAGAGUAUUUUGAACAAAUUCAAUCUUACAAAGACCGCCACGCUUCCAAUCAGGUGCAGCUGAUGAAAUUGCACGCCCGGUCGUUUCCUCAGUGGCAAUUCGAACUUGCCGAAGGCUUUGGAUUGUGUCUAUAUGGAUAUGGCAGUAAACGGCAGCUCGUCAACAAUUUUGCGGAAUGGAUAUGCAAAAGAUCAAAAGCACCGCCUCGCAUUGUUGUGGUCAAUGGAUACACUCCCAAACUCAAUGUACGAGGAAUCUUGAAAACUGUUGCGUCAGCUAUUUGGGAGGAAGACCAGCAUCUACAACUUGUCGGACAACCUCAAGAAAUGCUCGAUACUUUAUUCUCACACCUCACCAAUCACCCCCCCGAUGGUCAAUUGAUGGUCAUGAUCAAUUCCAUUGACGCUUCAGCUUUGCGCGGCUCGUCAACGCAAGCGAUAAUGGCUCGCCUUGCACGACAUCCCUUGGUCCAUUUUAUUGCCACUGCCGACUCACCAACUUUUCCUGUUUUGUGGAAUUCAUCACUGCUAGACCAGUUCAAAUUUGUUUUCCAUGAUUGCACGACCUUUUCCCCGUACACAGCAGAAAUCAAUGUCGUCGACGAAGUGCAUGAAUUACUUGGCCGGAAAAGAUUGCGAGUGGGCGGGAAGGAAGGCGUCGGGUUCGUGCUCAAGUCACUGCCUGAGAAUGCCAGAAACCUCUACCGGCUAUUGCUCUCGGAAAUCCUGAGUGUUCUAGCCGAUGGCGGAGUCGGUGGUACGGCCGAUGAAGAAGACGACGCAAAGACAAGACGACCUACAAAGCCCAGUCGGGAGGCAGCUGACGAAGUGGGAAUCGAGUAUCGAACCCUAUACCAGAAGGCAUCAGAGGAGUUCAUCUGUUCAAGUAGCAUGAACUUCCAAUUCCUUCUAAAAGAAUUUCACGACCAUCAAAUGGUUACGAGUCGACGAGACGCGAGUGGGACAGAAGUGUUGGGGAUCCCCCUGAGUAGAGAGGAGAUGGAAGCCGUGUUGGAAGACCUCGUCGUUUAG
This is a messenger RNA of Rhinocladiella mackenziei CBS 650.93, 1695 nucleotides long. RefSeq lists its product as uncharacterized. Gene Ontology annotation, molecular function: DNA replication origin binding. Gene Ontology annotation, cellular component: nuclear origin of replication recognition complex; nucleus. The coding region runs from base 1 to 1695 and encodes 564 amino acids. Gene Ontology annotation, biological process: DNA replication. The transcript has a single exon. Lineage: Eukaryota; Fungi; Ascomycota; Eurotiomycetes; Chaetothyriales; Herpotrichiellaceae. The record is from RefSeq and is a predicted model, not a curated record.